CAAUUUGUCAUUUUCCGUUUUCCGGUUGUUACUACUCUGUCCGGAUUCAUGGGUAGAUGACCGGCCUUCACUCAGUCUAAACGCGUCGUUAGUUCCUUGUAGUGUUUUAUUGCUACAGAGCGAAACAUUAACGAGCAGAUGGAUAUGGACAUAUGCAGUUAUCUACGGUCCGAGAGGAUCUCCGCUGCACCGUAUACUACGCUUACUAAACUUUUGGAGAAAUGGGGAACCAUUCAACCAGAUAGAGAAGCCAUUGUUUGUUACAGCCACGACGGGACCAGAACCUCGAUAACUUACGGUAAAUUCUACAACCAUGCCGUCAAGUUGGCAAAGGGGCUCAUACGUAUUGGUGUAAAGGGAGGGGACUAUGUCGGAAUCGGAGGAAACAACACGCCUGAAUGGAUGGUGGGUACCUAUGGGGUUCUAUUUGCCAAGGCUCGCCCGGUAUACUUUCCGUUCCACGACAAAAGUGGAGAUGGUAUCAACAGAACUCUGACCAAGGUCGGCGGAUGCAAGGCAAUCCUCUUUGAUCCGGGACUCGGAGAUUCUCAUUGGGAAGUAAUGCAACGAAUAGCUCAAGUUGAUCAAAGCACUGGAGGUGUAUUGCAAUCUGAUAUCCCUGCUUUGAAAUGGCUGAUAGCACUUUCUCCGAUAGGAUCACAUGAAGGAUUUCCAACAAUAGCCAGUAUUUUUUGCGAUGACAACACUGAACUGCCUGAAAUUGACCCUGAAGAUAUAGCAGCUGUGCUUCAAACCUCUGGAAGUACGGGAUUUCCAAAAGUGGUCAAAAAAACCCAUUACGAAUUUGUCAAAUAUGGUGAUGAUUAUGCCUUUCUUUUAGAUGUGGAUAUAAAGAAAGGCAGUGGCACCAUCUAUUACAAUGAUCGACCCUUCUUCUGGCUAGGCGGGUACCCUGGAUUUGUAAUUGUAGUUGGCGGAACAAGAGUUACUCAGAAAACCACGCUGGCGUUGUCAUCAUAUUCAGAGAUUGUACAAUUCACCAAGACCAUCAUUCAUAAGGAAAAACCUGACUGUGGAUUUUUUGUAGUUCCUUUCUACCUAGAAAUGACGGGAUCAGAAGACUUUCUUUGGAAAUUUCGAUCAGUUAUUGUAUCAGGCCAACCCAUUCCGCCAAUUUGUUUCGAGGGCAAAGGUAAGGUAUAUGACACCUUUUCAGCCCUUUAUGGUAGCACAGAAGCUGGUAUGAUUGCAGGAAAAAUUUAUCGUUCAUCUGAACCGCGGGGGGAUGAAAUUAUCGGCAUGUUACCUCUAGCAGGUAUGGAAUUAAAGGUGGUCGGAAAGGAUGGCUUCGUUGUUCCUCGAAGUUCGAAAGGUGAGCUUUACAUACGCUCGUCCCCUCAAUUUAAGGGAUAUCUAAAUGACCCAGAGAAAACAGCGAUAGUCCUAGACUCUUCUGGUUGGUAUAAAGCAGACGACUUCUGUAAAAUCAAUUCAGCGGGACAUCUGGAGGUAUUGGGUAGAGUGUCGGACGUGAUGCAAAUAUCAGGAAACAAAAUUACUCCUUCUUUCAUUGAAGAAUAUGUAAAAAGGCACCCGGAUGUUAUGGAGGUGGUGGUCUUCGCCAUCAAGGACCAAAGUCACGCGGAUGACGUUCCAUGUGCUGCAGUUGUCAGAGUGGACGGAUCGAACUUGACCGAAGAAUCCCUGCGUGAGUUUAUCAAACGAGAACUGAGCAUCACAGAAGAAGCAAAGUUUACGGAAAAUGUCUACGUACCCAGGCAUAUUGUGUUUCUUAAUGAUCUACCAAGAACAUCUACGGGCAAGUCUGAUCGGAAAGCUGUCAAAAAUAUGUGUCUUCCUAAAACGUAGGCCAUCUGCGAAUGGUAUCUUUAUCCGACAAAUAUGACAAGGAUUAGAAAUAACAGAAUCACGAAAUAAAAUCCAAACAGAUUGUAUAAAUUUGGUUAGAAUCAUCCGCCGCUGUGGGGAAUGCGGUUUAGUUUUGGCUUACUACAACAAGUUACUCAAAUCUCAAUGAACUGUUUCAUGUUGGCGUCAAAUGGGCUUUUCAACACUAUUUUGUUUUUUGUUGUUGAAUUUCUCUUUGUGCUGAUCUAUUUGUCAUGUUUGAAUAUACAUUUGUUGGGAAUUACAGUAUAUUGAAAGCCUUAUUUUACGUUAUGGUGUCAUUAAUUGUGAAUAUGUUUAUAUACACUGUAUCAUGGAUAAAUAUAUUGCUGAACAA
This is a messenger RNA of Magallana angulata, 2206 nucleotides long. Its product is annotated as medium-chain acyl-CoA ligase ACSF2, mitochondrial-like. The record is from RefSeq and is a predicted model, not a curated record. The transcript has 2 exons. NCBI's taxonomy places the organism in Eukaryota, Metazoa, Mollusca, Bivalvia, Ostreida, Ostreidae. Bases 139 to 1830 code for a protein of 563 amino acids.